This is a messenger RNA of Ectocarpus sp. CCAP 1310/34, 664 nucleotides long. Lineage: Eukaryota; Phaeophyceae; Ectocarpales; Ectocarpaceae. The record is from the annotation of a GenBank genome assembly.
AUGUGCGGGAUGGGAGAGGAGAGGUUGCCGAGAAUUGUAUGGGAGGCGAAGUGGGCAAACAAAAAGAGGGGUAUCCAACCCACGGAAUGGGUCAAGGUUGCAGAGGACGUAUGGAAGGGGCUCGACAUCGACGAAGAUGAAACGCUGGAAACGGAAGGUCUACAGGGGUUCAAGAAAGAAUCCAAGGAUAAGGAGGGUCUGGAAGUGUACGGAAUGUUGAAGGAAGGAAUAGGGUUCAAUGACUACCUACAUGGACCAAUGGAUGCAGGAACAAAGCUCAAGGUCAAAUUCAGGACCGGGGACAUAGGCCUUCGAGAACGUCGACGAAGACAUAGGACGGUAGACGACGAAGACGACGAGUUCAAAUGUGAUUGCGGCUUCAAAUGCGAAGACCGUGUUCAUGUAGUCGCGGAAUGUCCGUUGUACAAGAAGGAGAGGGACGUGUACGUGACUGAGCUGGGAAAAAUAGAUGGGACGUACAGGGAGAUGAUUGAGGCAUGGAAUAGAGAGGAAAGGACGGUAGCUGUAGUGGGGCAUAAAAGGUGGGAUGAAAAGGCGGGAGGGGAUAUCGUUAGGACAGACAGACUACGGAAGACAUUUUUGAGCCACCUUUGGCAAAGUAGAAAGGAACGAUUGGCCAUCGGUGAUCGGUCCUGUGGGAACA